UUGACCUGCUUGUUCGUGUCUAGCUGAGCAUGUUGCGCCGCCGACGCGGUGUUGGUUGGACUGUCCUUGCUGCAUGGAUUGCGCUGCGACUGCAUCCAGCUUGGAGCUCUUUCAGGAGCACAUUGCGGUUAACCGAGUCAACCAACUAUCGCUUUCGACGGAGACUGAUGGCCCUGCCCAAUGAUGGCAUGACCGUGGCAGAGCUUGCCGAGAGGCUUCGCGGACAGGGGCUGAAGACAAAUGGCAGGACAGAUGAGAAGGCAGGCCAUAUGCUUGCAGACCUCAUCGAACAUCUUGCAAAAGGGAACGAGGCCACUUUGUCUGGAAAUGCAGCUAUUGCGUCGCAUUCGCCUUCAAGUCCGAAAGUGCAAGCGGUUGAUCCAGAGGCUCUUUUGGCAGAGCUGCUUGCUCUGGAUGGUCAAGUAAGCAAGGAGGAUUAUUUUGAUGAUGCAUCGGGCCAUUGGGACCUAGAAGGGGUGAGGGAUGACCUGCGCUUGGCCAAAGAGAAGGCCGCAUCUGCUCCGCCAUCAGCUCCGUUGCCGGCAGCAGAACCUGCAACAUCUCUGGCUGAAGCAGCAGGUGGAGAUGAGGCAGAGGCUCUUUUUGUAGAGCUGCUUGCCCUGGACGGUGCAGCAAGCAAGGAGGAUUAUUUUGAUGCAUCGGGCAAUUGGGACCUAGAUGGGGUGAUGGACGACCUGCGCUUGGCCAAAGAGAAGGCCGCAUCUGCUCCGCCAUCAGCUCCGCUGCCAGCAGCAGAACCUGCAACAUCUCUGGCUGAAGCAGCAGGUGGAGAUGAGGCAGAGGCUCUUUUUGUAGAGCUGCUGGCCCUGGACGGUGCAGCAAGCAAGGAGGAUUACUUCGAUUCUGCUUCUGGCACUUGGGACAUAGAUGGACUGAUGGAUGACCUGGGCCUCGCCAAAGCAGCAAAGGCCGGUGCUCCGGCAUCAGCUCCUUUGCCGGCAGCAGAACCUGCAAAACCUCCGGCUGAAGCAGCAGGUGGAGAUGAGGCAGAGGUUCUUUUAGUGCAGCUGCUGGCCUUGGAUGGGGAAGCUAGCAAGGAAGAUUACUUCGAUGCUGCUUCUGGUGUCUGGGACAUGGAUGGGCUGCAGGACGACCUACGGCUUGCCAAGGGGAAGGUGCGUGCAACUACGUCAGAUCCCAGUAAUCAAGCAGAUUCCCUACUUGCUGAGCUGCGAAGUAUUGAUAGUACGAUCUCCAAGGAGGACUACUUCGACGCCGUGACGGGGGCUUGGGAUAUGGAGGGACUUCAAGACGACUUGAGACUAGCGCAGGCUUCUCUUGGAGCAGUCGAAGAUGGUGAAGAUGGUACUGGGCUCCUGGCAGAGUUGCGCGUUUUCGAUGACUCGUUUACCAAGGAGGAUUACUUUGACGCAGACACCGGACAGUGGGACAUUGAAGGCCUUCAGGAUGAUCUGCGCUUGGCCAAGGAACGAGCAAAAAAGAAGCUGGAGGCAAGCCAUGCCCAUCCUGGAUCAAGUGGCCAGGCAGAGAAUGGGGAGCUCCUGUUUCAGCGUGUGAGGAGCCUGUCACCAGCAGCUCUCCAGGAGGACUACAUGGUCAAUGGACAGUGGGACUUGGAUGCGCUGAAAGUAGACUUAGAACUGCAAGAAUCCUUGCGGCCAUGAAAGACGAUUUCACUGAGGUGCGCCACCCUGCUGCCAGAGUUGCCUUGCUCCCUGAAGGAUAGAAUCUCAAGUCAUGUUUGUUUCCGGGCUAGGACCGGCGAACCAAGAUGACAGGUUUAGCGCCACUUAGCGCAAGCUCCGAAGAGUGUGAAGAAAGAAUCCAAUGCGCAGGAUUGCUGGGGAUUACACCAAGCAAGCUUUUUGAACCGGUCUCGAGAUGCAACCUCUGAAAGAGUUGCGGUGAUAUGUUGUUUAGACUGUUCUAUGCUAACCUUUGUGAAGCCAAGAUGGCUACGACAUAGCUUGGGAAGGGCUACUCUUGACUUUUCUUGGGAAGGAGGGGUUCGCACGGUUCGAUCUCUUGACAAAUCCAUAACUCCCCUUUGUUUUGAUCGACCAAGAAUAGUUAUAUAACUUUCUUUAGACUCUCUGCCCCUUGUUACCAAUGAGCCACAGUAGUAAUAACG
Molecule: messenger RNA, 2113 nt
Organism: Durusdinium trenchii
Lineage: Eukaryota; Dinophyceae; Suessiales; Symbiodiniaceae
Source: the annotation of a GenBank genome assembly